UAAUGAGCUCUGAACGCUGAGCUCGUUACGUGGUAUUCCCGACACAUUUAAGCAUUUGCGCUACAGUUGCUCCUAAAUUUACAGGGUCACGCCAGAGCGAGGAGUAAAUAUAAAUUUUUUGCUUUAUUGUUUCUUUGAGAGGGUGUUUACACAUGCGAUCUCGGGGCAUAAGCUUGACAGCCACAGCUUGAAAGGGUUUUCGGCCAGUUUACAGCGGACAGAAAAACGCGAACAAAAACAUGCCAUGUCUGUGCGCGUCUUCGGUGAGGUUCCUCCUAAACUCGGCGCAUAAAGGAAUCUCUUGCUCUCGGGUUCAACUGUUUGCCCUGAGUAGACCAGGAGUUCAUGACGUUGGCCUGCCUCGCAAAGUACCUUUGAGAACUUUCUCAGAGUCUGCGGUUUAUUUUGCAUUCAAGGAGGGAUCGAGCAAAGACAGCUCUGCUGAUGGUGGAAAGAAAUCAGUUGGUGACGGAGGCAGUAAAAGGUCCGGUGGAUCCGGAGGCUCCGGGAAAGGAGGUGGCCAGCUCCGGUGCCCUAAAUGCGGAGAUCCAUGCACUCACGUGGAAACCUUUGUGUCAUCGACGCGCUUCGUUAAAUGUGAGAACUGCCAUCACUUUUUCGUGGUGCUCUCAGAAACGGACACCAAGAAGAGUCUGAACAGGGAGCCGGAAUCAGCCACCGAGGCGGGAAAGUUGGCCUUUCAGCAGAAGCCCCCUCCUCCACCGAAAAAGAUUUUCGCAUAUCUGGAUAAGUAUGUAGUGGGUCAGUCUUAUGCUAAGAAGGUCCUGGCAGUGGCCGUGUACAACCACUACAAACGCAUUUAUAACAACAUCCCAGCAGGCGCCAGACAGCCCCUGGAAGCCGAGAAGCAAGCCUCCCUGCAGCCACGAGAGCUUGAGAUAAGAAGACGGGAUGAUGAGUACAAAUUCACGAAGCUGCUCCAGAUCGCGGGGAUCAGUCCCCAUGGCAACGCCUUGGGUGCCUCUCUGCAGCAGCAGGCAUCCCAGCAGGCUCCGCAGGAGAGGAGGGGCAGUGACAUCAUGGACUCCGCCCACACUGACAUCAAGCUGGAGAAGAGCAAUAUUGUCCUGCUGGGUCCCACUGGAUCAGGAAAAACACUGCUGGCUCAGACCCUGGCGAAGUGUCUGGACGUGCCCUUUGCCAUCUGUGACUGUACCACACUGACACAGGCUGGCUACGUGGGAGAAGACAUCGAAUCGGUUAUCGCAAAGCUGCUGCAGGAUGCAAAUUAUGCCGUCGAAAAAGCACAGCAAGGGAUCGUCUUCCUGGACGAGGUUGAUAAGAUUGGCAGCGUUCCCGGGAUCCACCAGCUGCGAGAUGUGGGUGGUGAAGGGGUCCAGCAGGGUUUGCUCAAGCUCCUGGAGGGAACCGUCAUCAACGUGCCUGAGAAGAACUCGAGGAAGCUGCGAGGGGAGACCGUUCAGGUGGACACAACCAAUAUCCUGUUCGUGGCAUCUGGCGCCUUUAACGGACUCGACCGGAUCAUCAGCAGGAGGAAUAAUGAGAAGUACCUGGGAUUCGGAGCUCCAUCCAACAUGGGCAGGGGACGUGUCGCGGAGUCGGAGGCAGCUGACGCGGCUGGCAGCAGGGCGGACGCGGUUCGCGAGAUGGAGGAGCGAGACCGGCUGCUGCGACAGGUGGAGGCCCGUGACCUCAUCGAGUUCGGCAUGAUCCCCGAGUUUGUGGGCCGGCUGCCCGUGGUGGUGCCUCUGCACAGCCUGGACGAAGACACGCUGGUGCGCAUUCUGACGGAGCCGCGCAAUGCCGUGGUGCCCCAGUACCAGACGCUAUUCAGCAUGGACAAGUGCGACCUCAACAUAACUGCAGACGCCUUGCGUGGCAUCGCGCAGUUGGCUUUGGAGAAGAAGACGGGUGCCCGCGGGCUCCGGUCCAUCAUGGAGAAGCUGCUACUGGAUCCCAUGUUCGACGUGCCGCAUUCCAACAUCGUAGCUAUAAAGAUCAACGAAGACGUGGUUCUAGGAAAGUCACUCCCUCAGUACAUCAGAGCCCCAUCUAAGGAUGCUGCCGAUGAAGAGUAUGAGUGCGGGGUAGAGGAGGACGGCUGGCGCAGACAGGCGGACAUAGCCAACAACUGAUACUGCUGCUCAGUGUCUCUCCACAACCAUCCAACACACCACCGUUGAAGUUUUAGGAUGAAUGGUUAAAGGGAAUCGGCCCUCCAGCCUCCUUAAUUUUCAAUAACAUUAGCAAUUUCAGUGUGUCUUGGCAACAAAGGUUCAUAGACCAGGUUUAAUUUCAUACUAAACAGCUAGCAAUAGGUAACUGUUUAUCUGUGUUUAUCUUUGUACAGAUUAUUGGUUAGGGCUAUAAAGAAUCAGAGUAGACUUUUUUACUUUAACCUGGUGGAAAUGUUUUAGGAUCCAAAAGAGAAACAGAUCAAAUUUUAACAUAAGACUGUUAAGUUUUUUUUAAGUUUGUGUUGACAUUUUAUCACGUUGUACCUUGAUUGGCAUCACUUCCUUUUCCUUUUCACUUGGGUGAAAUUCUGUAGAUACAUAUUCAGUGUUUUCCUUACUAACACCCCAGCAUUCAGUGCGAGAAGUAUACCGGUAAUAAGCGGCUGUACUGUCCUUUCCGAGGUUUAAUACUUAGCUGGCAUCAGGACUCUCACAUUCAUUUGCAAUGACUGAUGCACUUUAGGAAACGUAUUACAGAGGUGGUGGUGUGUUGUCAGUUAGGAUGUAACUAUUGUUUUUUCAUUUUAUGUAUGUUGGGUUCUGUUUAUUUAUUGAUUUGACUUACAGUAACAUUGUAGCAUUAAAUGGCACAAACCAUCUUUCCAGGAGUCAUAACACAGGAGUGUUGAUGCUACAAUGGCUUCCAUUAAGAAACAAUCUGCCUCAGGAUGAAAGAUGCUACUUUCAUUUGUAUUGUUCAUGUCGAACCACUGAAGGCCUUCAUAGUGCCACAACCCGUUGGCUGAACUCUGUACAUUGAAAAUCUAGUCGAGAAUAUUUGCUUGUCAUUUUUAAGUUUAGUCCCUUUUUCCAGUUAAACAUACACUUACAGGAAACUUAGCCAGAGUGCUACUCUGAACCAGGUAUGAAUCUUAAACGAUUUGUCAGUGUAAUUGUUUAAAUAUAUAAAUAAAAAAUGUAUAUCUGUAAAAAAAAAAUGUCCGUUUAUGCGAUGUAAAAUAAACAGCAUUUUAUGCAAAAUUAUAUAAAUAAAACAUGUAAAUAUU
Messenger RNA from Paramormyrops kingsleyae, 3226 nucleotides. It is a transcript of the gene clpxa, whose product is annotated as caseinolytic mitochondrial matrix peptidase chaperone subunit Xa. The record is from RefSeq and is a predicted model, not a curated record. Gene Ontology annotation, cellular component: mitochondrial matrix. NCBI's taxonomy places the organism in Eukaryota, Metazoa, Chordata, Actinopteri, Osteoglossiformes, Mormyridae. Gene Ontology annotation, molecular function: protein dimerization activity; ATP-dependent protein folding chaperone; ATP binding. Gene Ontology annotation, biological process: protein folding.